AUGCUUACCGAAAUUCUCGGCUGGCUUCUUGUGGUGAAGCUCUGCUGGACCGUCAAUAUGUCGUUUGAACGGGAGUGUCAGGUGGUGCUGGCCUUCACAUUCCGCCUGCCACUUAUUGCGCUUUCGGCCUUUCAUCUGUCAUAUUUUGACAAGUAUUUGGAGUCGGAUGAACCCCAGUUCGCCGUGAAUAGCAGUCUCCUAUUCCAACAGACCAUGAUCCUAUGGUCUCUUGACUCGGCAACGGUCCCCAACCUGAAAAAUUUCAUGAAAUCUUUCUGCAUUGGGAUGGGCCUUCCGGUGGCUUUUGACAUUAGCGGCUACGGAUCUAGCAACCUGUAUGCCAUGCGGUCAUUGAAGAACAAAUCUCAAGCCACGUCAUCAGCCGUCGGGAGCGUCACCGCCACAUCGUCAGGAUUGAUAAGAGACGACGUGGACACAGAGCACCGCGUCCGACCUCAGGCUUGGAGGCCCGACCAACUUGCUCACCGAACUACGAUCAUUAACCACACUGAUGGUAGGCCCGACGAGGAGGAACAAAGCUCGAGGAAUGGCAGUCAAGAGUUGAUUAUCAACAAGGAAGUGGUCUGGAGGGUCGAAUAUGAUACUCAACGUGCAUAG
Molecule: messenger RNA, 618 nt
Organism: Verticillium dahliae VdLs.17
Lineage: Eukaryota; Fungi; Ascomycota; Sordariomycetes; Glomerellales; Plectosphaerellaceae
Exons: 1
Coding region: 1-618 (205 amino acids)
Source: RefSeq, a predicted model, not a curated record